Messenger RNA from Capronia coronata CBS 617.96, 2307 nucleotides. RefSeq lists its product as uncharacterized. Lineage: Eukaryota; Fungi; Ascomycota; Eurotiomycetes; Chaetothyriales; Herpotrichiellaceae. Bases 1 to 2307 code for a protein of 768 amino acids. The record is from RefSeq and is a predicted model, not a curated record. Gene Ontology annotation, molecular function: steryl-beta-glucosidase activity. The transcript has 2 exons. Gene Ontology annotation, biological process: carbohydrate metabolic process; ergosteryl 3-beta-D-glucoside catabolic process.
AUGGCGGCUCGUGGCAUUACAAUCGACGGAACCAGGCUUAGGGACAUCCAUGGGCGAGAAGUGACCUUUCGAGGGAUUAACGUCGCAGGAGAAUGCAAGUUCCCUCGAUAUCCCGACCAACCUUCUCACCAGUCCGAUGGCUUCUUCGACUCCGAUAACGUUUCCUUUGUCGGACGACCCUUCACGGAGGAAGAGGCACAUGUACAUUUUGCAAGGUUAAAGAGAUGGGGCUAUAACGUGGUUCGAUAUGUCUUCACGUGGGAGGCCUUGGAACACGCCGGACCGGGCAAAUACGAUGAAGACUUUAUCGACCAUACCAUCAAGAUCCUCCGGAUAGCCAAGUCAUAUGGACUCUACGUCUUUAUGGACCCUCAUCAGGAUGUCUGGUCAAGAUUUACCGGAGGCUCCGGUGCCCCUUUAUGGACUCUCUACGCAUGUGGGUUGGAUCCGGAAACAUUUACUUCAAAUCAAGCCGCCAUCGUCCAUAACACCUUCCCAGAACCGGCCGAUUUUCCCAAGAUGCUGUGGCCCACGAACUACACCCGUCUGGCGACUCAAGUCACUUUCACUCUCUUCUAUGCUGGCCGGGAUUUUGCUCCCAAUGCGAUCAUCGAUGGCAAGAACAUCCAGGACUAUCUCACCGAUCAUUUCGUGGCUGCUUGUGCACAUCUGGCCCAGAGAAUACAUGACGCUGGGGAUCUGGAGGAUGAAUGCGUUAUUGGUUGGGAAACGCUGAAUGAACCCCAUCGAGGCUUGGUCGGUUGGGAGGACUUGGACGCCAUACCGGACGACCUGAAAAUGAGAAAGGGGACGUGUCCCACGCCCUGGCAGGCAAUCCUCACGGGCGCUGGGCGUGCUGUCGAGAUAGACAUCUACGAUUUCGGCACAUUUGGCGCGUACAAGAGCGGCCGAGAGUUGGUAGACCCAGCGGGUGUCUCCGCCUGGCUCUCACCGGAUUCCGACGAUUCAAAAUAUGGGUGGAAGCGAGAUCCUGGCUGGAAGCUUGGGCAGUGCCUAUGGGCUCAGAAUGGUGUAUGGGACCCGAAACAGGAUCUGCUGCUGAAGAAAGACUACUUCGCAACAAUCCCCAAUUCGAACACCAAGCUGGACUACGCAACUUUCACCAACACCUACUAUAUGAGUCACUACCGAAAGUACAGAGACGCUUUACGCGCCAUACACAAAGAUUGCAUAAUAUUGAUGCAGUCGGCCGUCCUUGAAAUACCUCCAAGUAUUAAGGGUACUCCGGAUGACGAGAAGCGCCUGAUAUUUGCAACACAUUAUUACGACGGACUCACACUGGUCCAAAAGCAUUGGAACAAAUAUUACAACGUCGAUAUUUUUGGUAUCCUGCGUCACCGCUACUCGAAUCCUGUCUUUGCAGUCAGACUCGGCGAAACCGCGAUCAGGAAUUGCCUGCGCGACCAACUCAAAGCUAUAAGAGAUGAAGGUAUGGAGCGAUUGGGUGAACAUCCCACAUUGUUUACCGAAAUCGGCAUCCCCUUUGACAUGGACGACAAGUAUGCAUACAGAACGGGGGAUUAUACGAGCCAAACCUCGGCUUUGGACGCCAACCACUUUGCUCUGGAAGGAUCCGGAGCCCAAGGGUAUACGUUGUGGACAUACGUGGCUCAGAACAACCAUCAAUGGGGUGAUUUGUGGAAUGGUGAAGAUCUAUCCAUUGUAUCUGUCGACGACCCACUCCUUCCGGGCAGCUCCUCCAUGUCGACGUACCCAUCCGCAAAUCCGUCGACAACCUUUUUAGAACAGGGGGCUGGAUCGUAUUCCGGCACGACAUUGUCCUAUACGACUACUAUCAACCCGUCGAACCUGAGAGAUGCGUUGAAGAGUCCAGAAAUCAAGCAAAACCCCUCCGCCGCCCGUCCAGAGCAGACGGCUAACGUCGGUCUCCGCGCUGCAGAGGCCUAUGUCCGUCCAUCUCCAAUUGCGACAGUUGGUGAUGUUGUCCAAUACGGCUUUGAUCUAGCCCACGUGACAUUUACCUUCAGUCUUGUCUCCGACCAUGCCACCAAGGAGGAUGUCCCGACGGAGAUAUUCUUACCCGAAUUUCAUUUCCCGCCAGGCAAGACGAACGUUGAAGUCAGUGGUGGAAGAUGGAGGAUCGACCUCGUCGACGUGGAUGGCGAAGGCAUGCAGCUCAUGAAAUGGUGGCAUGGUGCUGGUGAGCAGAACAUGACCAUCAAAGGGGUCAAGAGGAAACCGGGCACACUGGAUGAGGAAGAGGAUACUGAAGCCGGUUACAUGGAGACCGUCAGGUCUACAGCACAGGAUUGCUCUAUCAUGUGA